This is a messenger RNA of Paramecium octaurelia, 996 nucleotides long. Lineage: Eukaryota; Ciliophora; Oligohymenophorea; Peniculida; Parameciidae. The record is from the annotation of a GenBank genome assembly.
AUGUCAGAUGAUGAUGUUGAGAUUAUUCACUCGAGUCAAUACGGAGUUAAUCUGCCUUAAUAAGUCCUUAACAGUCAAAUUAUUCCCAAGCUCUAAUCUGAUAAUCAAGUAAUACGUUUUCUGAAUUUUAGAAACUUCAACAAAGCAACAAAUCGCUGGAGAAUGAGAUCAAACAAUACAAACAAUUAUUGGAGCAAACCUUAGAAACUCUGCGACAAUCUGAAAGAGAUCAAAAUACAUUGAGUAUCACUAUCGUUCAUCUAAAUUUUAGAACUUCAACUUUCCUAAAAGGAUUUCUAACUUUAAGCAAUCUAGGCGAAUGUAGAGGAACGUUAAAAAAGCGCAAAAAUCGAAUCACAUUAAAAAUUAAAGGAUAGCAAUUCUAGUAAAAAAUGCUGUAAAUUAUAAUAGACCGAGAUUCCUUUGGUAAUAAGUAAACAAAUGUGUCUUCCAUCGGUGGUUUCUUAUCAUCCACUUAAAGUCCUCGUUGUUAAUGCGAUGGUGUAAUUUACUUCAUUAAUAUUAGUUUCAUACCAGAGGACAAACGCUCAUAGAGACUAUGAUCAAGAUUCAAUUCUCUUUAAAAUAAAAUGAGUAAAGUGCUUAUUCUUAGGACCUUUUCAAAAUAUUGUAAGAAUUAGAAGAGAAUUUAAAAUAGUUUUUAACUCUUCAUGAAUAAUUUGCAAUUGAAGUAUUUUUAUGUUGUAAAAAUAGAUUCAUCGAAAUAGAAUAGAUCAGACAGAAUAACAAUCUCAAACUAAACAACAAUCCACCCAUUCAAUGAGUGAUCAUUUUCAUUCUUUGGAAGAUUAAAACACCAAUCAAAAUCCAAAUCAGUAAAUACUGAAUAAUGAUGAACUUGACACCAGCCAAUUCGAAAGUGAAUAACACAUCAAAUAGUAAUUUGAAUGUUUCGAAAUGUCAUUGGCAAAAUUGAAUGAAGAGGAAAAACAAUAUUGGAAAUAAAAAUUACUAUAAUUAAUAAACACUCUUUGA